GGCAGAAUUCAUUAGUGCCGAUGGAAUUGUGUCUGCCGAUGAAAUUGUAAACAUUUGUAGUGAGAAGGUGAUGCCGAGUUUGGCUGAGUUGGAGGCGUUCAUGACAUUGGCAUUUUUCGAAAAGGAAUUUAAAUACUGCGUCAACACGUUCAAUCAAUCAAAGACAGCGAACGGAAAGUUGCUUUUUGGAAUGAUGGAGCCCCACCUCCAGCACUACGCAAUUGGGUGUACUCGUCCACUGCCGACUUUCCUUGGCCAUUUGGACGUACAUGUGGAAUUGGGGCCGAUAUACCGCAUGGUGGUAACUGAAACGGAUACCAUUGUGAUGUACCAUCUGAAGACCCGGCCAACCAUUAUACUUCCGCGGGGGGUUAUAUCGAGAUUGGACCAGUUUGUACGCGAGAGCCAACAGCAAGUCGACAGCGUACAGUAUGUUCCCGGUGUUGGUGUAGAAUACGAGUUUGAUACGGCCGCAUUGUUCGAGACAACACCGGAACAAUUGGAGAAUCGGCAGUUGGAGGCGCAGUUGGACGAUGACGAUAUCCAGGAAUACGUGUACCGUACAAUUAUGUCAAUCCGUGCAAAAAAUAACCCGGACCGCGAAUUUACCGAGGUCGUCCGACAAUUGCCCGAUUAUGAACAGGAGUUCAUCGACUUUUGCAACGAUUUCAUUGUGGCCAUGGGUGACAACAGUGCAGAGAUAUCCAAGGAACGGAUAAUUAAAACGGUUGAGGCCAUCAUUGAAGACUCAUUCGAUCCGGACCGAACUCGCAUCGCACUGGUGGCGUUUUGUUUGUGGGCCUUUGACCCACAAACAAUCCAACGGAUUCUGUUAAUGAGAAAGGAAGGGAAAAGUGUCAAAAAUGCUUGGACUAAGGACGCCAACACAAUGCCGUUCAAGCCGCGGGCUUGA
Molecule: messenger RNA, 913 nt
Organism: Bradysia coprophila
Lineage: Eukaryota; Metazoa; Arthropoda; Insecta; Diptera; Sciaridae
Source: RefSeq, a predicted model, not a curated record